Molecule: messenger RNA, 1116 nt
Organism: Cantharellus anzutake
Lineage: Eukaryota; Fungi; Basidiomycota; Agaricomycetes; Cantharellales; Hydnaceae
Product: aspartic peptidase domain-containing protein
Exons: 6
Coding region: 1-1116 (371 amino acids)
Biological process (GO): proteolysis
Molecular function (GO): aspartic-type endopeptidase activity
Source: RefSeq, a predicted model, not a curated record
AUGAAGUUCACCACUCCUUUCAUCGUUGCUUCUCUCCCUUUCAUGGUGCUUUCCAGUCCCAUUGAGAAACUUAUUUCUAUUCCAAUUAGAAAAAGGGGUCCCGCCACCACUCGUGAUGGCGUUGUCGACAUGACGGUUGUCCGGAACCACCUUGCCCAUGUCACCGCCAAAUACGGCGCCGGCCUGAAGAAGGACACUGACUCAGUGCAUCCUGCCGCUCGGAACGGAGUGACCCACACCUCGAAGAGGGGUGACGGUACUGUUGCCUUAACAGACGACAGGAACCUAUUGUGCGCGAGCUCUACUUCCGUCAAUACGCAAAACACCUUUAAUCUAUCUUAUGGCGACCAGUCUUCCUCUAGCGGACAGAUAUACACUGACGUUGUCACUGUGGCCGGGCUCACCGCCCAAGGUCAAGCCCUGGGAUCCGCCACCGUCUACACGCAGUUUCAGAAUCGAACCCCAGAUGGCAUCAUAGGCAUGGCCUGGCCAAACGCUUCUUACUUCAACAACACUGGUACACCCUUCUUCACCACCCUCGUCCAACAGAAAGCCCUCUCCCAAAAUCUCUUCGCUUUCUACCUGUCAGCCUACCUGUCAGGCGUCGGCUCGCUCCACCUUGGCGGACUUGACCCAUCGAUCUAUCAUGACCCUAUUACCUACACCCCUGUGACCAGACAGCAUUGGUGGCAGGUUGGACUCGAUAGUGUCAAUGUUAAUGGGGCGGCGGUGGGCAGCAAUCUAUCGGCCGUUGUCGAUUCAGGCACCACUUAUAUUCUUGGUGAUCCGGACACAGUUGAGAAGCUCUAUAACGCUAUUGGCGGUGCCCCUCUUGAAAACAGCAAUGGCAUGUAUACUUAUCCCUGUCACACUGUUCCUCAAGUUUCCUUCACAUUCAGCGGAGCUUCGUAUUCCAUUAGUUCCUUCUUCGGCCUCGGCCAUAUCACCAAUGGUUCAACCAACUGCCUUGGUGCCAUUAUGAGUAGUCCUACCCUUACGAAUUCCUUCUGGAUCCUUGGUGACAGCUUUUUGAGGAACGUUUAUGCUGUCUUCGACGUUGGCAACUCCCGCGUUGGAUUCGCUAAACCAAACGAUAUAGUCAGCACUGAGAAAUAA